AUGGUGAAAAUCAAUGUAUAUGCCGUAGCGGUGUUCCUAGCAACAUGCGCUGCGAGUGGAUCAGCUUUCGUCCCACAAGCCACUCAAUCAGUGAAUAAGGAUUCAGCUUUGAAUGCGCUUCCACCCAUGAUUAUCGGUCCCAUGAUUAAGCGAAUGAAACAACAGCAAGCUGAAAAGAAACAGCCAAUGAUUGAUGCUGAAGACGCAAUAGGUCAGGCCCCCGGAAUUCGAGUCGGAGGUUCAGCAUGGAAGUGGCCACCAAUCUGGCCCUAUGGCGAUGAUUUCUUCACUCCCACCGAAGAUCUGCCAGAAGCUGCCAGUCCGCAACAAUCACUUCAGAACAUGGCAGGAAUGAUGAACGGUGCACCUCAAUUACCCAAGCCUGAAGAUGUCGAAGUUGAUGAACUUGAAAAGUUAGACGUUGCGAAAUACUGGAGCGAAGAAAAGGGAGACGUUCGAACAGAACUCGAUGAAGAGGCUGCCGACAAAUUGACACAACAUUUUAAGUUCUAUUUGAAGCCUGGAAUGUCAAUUCUAGAAUUCGGUGCGGCAGAGAAUUCUUACUUUCCAAAAGAGUUGGAACUUGGCAGACAUGUUGGUGUCAGUUUGAACGAAAAGUUAAUGAAUGAAAACCCGUCGUUGACAGAAAAACUGGUGGUCGAUCUCAACAACGUUGUUCCAGAACGUGAUGUAGACUCUGAUGAUCUACGAAAGCUUAAAUCAGAACCUUUUGAUGCUGUCGUAAUGACAAACACUGUUGAUUUCCUCACCAGCCCGAGAGAAGUAUUCCGUACCGCAUGGUAUCUUCUCAAACCAGGAGGCAUCAUGCUUGUUCCAUUCACCACUAAAAACUCCAAAGAAUACGUUGGAAAGUUCGAACGGGCCCAAGUGAAGGCAUGGCGCGAAUUCAAUGACGAUCAACAUAUGUGGAUCGCUGGUUCAUUCUUCCAAUUCAGUGCAGGCGAAGGUUGGGAACAGUUGCUUGGAUUCGACAUCUCACCCGAGAGUGCAAAAGACAAUCUCGAAAACCCAGGUCCUCUCUCAAUGUUACAGGCUGGAAAAGACAACAACAUGUAUGUAGUUCAAGCCGUAAAAGCAGCAGCCGCGGAUGAUAUUGAUGAGAAAAACCCAGAAAAGUCAAUCAGUUCCAAAAUGUGGAUGCUACCAACGAUGGAAGAUCGUGACAAAAAGCUUACGGCACCUCGCCUUGCGAGAGGGUUUCAAAAAGCGACUUCCGAAGAAAAAAAGAGUUCAAUUGCUGCCAAUUUGGCUCUACUACCAAAAGUGUACGAAGCCCUUAUCAAGAUGGACCAAUUUUCUUUCACCUUCCAAGCGCAAUCACAACUGGCUGCUGAUCUGAUCUUGGAUCCCGAUUUCACUGCAAACGAGGAGCAAAUGAAGGCGUUAAAGCAAGGUCUUGGAUUGCUUACGCCAUCAAAGGAAUUUUGGGAACCAAUUGGCAUGAACACAGCAAAUAUUGCAUUGAGCGAAAAGGUCAAUCUACUUGCAUACCUUGUUCCUCGAUUCGGUAGUGGCGACGAGAAACAAGAUGAAGCACUGCUUGCAUAUGCUAGUGGUCUACCGCCAACCAUCGCCGUAGUUCGCAGCAAAUGCCCAGAUAUGCCUGAUUCUGAUGUCGAAUUGCUUGCAGCUGAGGUCCUGGCUGCUGAAAUCCUCAUUCCUGGCAGAUCAACAAGGGAGGAGUUUGCGGCGUGGUUGGGAUCCAUGAGCAAAUCUGACUUCGAAGGAAUUCUCAAGACUAGGAGAUCGUACAGCGAAGAGGCAUCGAGUGAACUCGCCGCAUUCCGGGCAGCGAGAGAAGCAGAAGAGCAAAGAAUCGAGGAGCUCCGAAAGAGAUACGCGGAGCAAGUAGAAAAGGCCAGGGAAGAACGAACUAUGGCGUUCAAUCCUAGAACAAAAAAGUUUCAGGUAUUGAACAAGGAUGAUGAGUAA
Cylindrotheca closterium is the source of this 1953-nucleotide messenger RNA. Lineage: Eukaryota; Bacillariophyta; Bacillariophyceae; Bacillariales; Bacillariaceae. The record is from the annotation of a GenBank genome assembly.